AUGGGAGAUAAAAAUCCGAGGAUAAUGUACGGUGUGAUCAUCACCGUGUACGUUGAUCGUGAAACGACGACCGUCCGUUCGUUUCGACGGAGAGGGAAGCAAAAUAACGAAGGUGAGAGAUUCAUUGAGCGGAAUUGGAAGCGUGAGAUCGGAAAGACACGUGGAUAUGAUCGGAGAGCGACUCUUUUAGCUUAUUGUCGUCGGAUGAGAGCUGAGUGUCUCGCCGGAGAUUUAAAACGCGACGGUGAAGAGAGUGAGAACAACAAAACAGAGCGGCCGAAUCCGAAGACUUAA
Arabis nemorensis is the source of this 294-nucleotide messenger RNA. The record is from the annotation of a GenBank genome assembly. Lineage: Eukaryota; Viridiplantae; Streptophyta; Magnoliopsida; Brassicales; Brassicaceae.